AGCAGACAUUACUGAGCAAACACUUCGUAACUACCACUUUCAAUUUUGCAAACCUACAUGAAAGUCAACCACGCAUUUUAUCUGUAGUUUCUCUUCUUUCCACUGGACUCCUGUUUUUUUUUUUUUCCCAUUGUUUUUCUAUGGCAGCCAUUACACUCAUAGGUGUCAGCAGCCACGCCACAUUUUUAUGUAACAUUAAUUACGAUAUUCAUAGCUUUGCUGUUAUGUUUAUAUAUUUUGUACAUGUUGCCAGAAUACGGUGUGCUUCAUAUUAUAAUUCACAUUUUUGAGCAACUGAGGGUACCCUUGGGAACUGGUACGCGUCCCUAUAUGCAUCUGCAUUAUCCCUGUACAGGAAGAGGCGGUACUGAGUGACUGCUUUAUAAAGCUGUUUGUCGUGAAGGACAACACUUUAAAAACAUGGAUGAUAUAUUUUAUGCUCGACGUUAUUAACAUUUUUACUGGAUAGAGAUAAUGAGCUUUUUGAAAAUUCAAAGCCAAACGAUAAGCUGCUGUGUGGAAAGCUCUGCUGAGGAGGAUUUUCAGAAUACCUGACCAUUUUAUGCUCCGAGAAAAAGAUGGAAAGCAUGUUUGGAAGGGCAAGAGAGCGAACCGCGAUGCAGCUCUUCAGCCACAGCGGAAUGGUGCUUUUACCCUGGACCAGACAGAUUCUGAUAGUACUAUGGGAAAACUUCCGCUUAAUACUUCAAGUCAUUUGUUGCAGCGUAAUGGCAGUUUUCCAGAUGUUCAGGUUUGAAGUUCACCUGCGCAUCACAGAUGACACAGGAGAACAUAUUCAGCACAUGACGAAUGCUCAUCAUGAUACAGAAGGUUUCCUCUUGUCAUCACUGUUUGAAAGCAACAAAAAUGUUGUAGUGGCAGGUCAGAGUUCUUCGUCAAGAUUUAACAAGGAUCCUUUCAACCUAAACUCACAUUCCAGGUCUGUUCUGUCCAAUCACGUGAAUGACAAUUUCUGCUGCUCCCUGGUGGACAAUCUGGUUUCUUGUGCAACUGACUGUCUCAAUAGUAAAGAUGAUGUGUAUGUAGGUGAGCAGUUUGAAUGGAAGCACAGCUUUGACUGGAAUUUUAAUGCAGACUUAGAUAGUAAAGCAGAUGAAGAAUGUGUACGGUAUCUUUAUAGUAAAGAUAUUCAGAAACAAUGUGAUUGUUGUGCAGGAUUGAAAUGUAAUUUGUCAUGGUUAAAGUCCAAAAGUCAAAGUUCAGAUAGUGAGAUUAGUUGGGGCAGCUCAGACAGUUCCUCCAUUGAUAUGGAGCGAGAAGAUAGUGAUGGACUAUGGGAUCUUCUUAGAUAUUCCAAUGAUCCAUACCACCCACUUCACUUCACAGCAUGUAUCUCCAGUGCAAUUGCUAGGAGAACACAAACUGGAUCAAGUCAGCAAAGAAAUGAGAUCACAUCAACAUUAUCUAGUGUGUCAUGUUGCUCAGAUUCUAUUGAGCAAGGAAACAAAGAAACUGUCAACUCAGAAGACGAAGAAGAAGCAUUGUGGAAAUCUCUGUCCCGAGAUGAUGACCCUUAUCACCCAUUAAAUUUUAGAGCUUCUCUCAACAGUGCACACACAAUUAGAGACUGCCUGGAGAAAAGCCAUAAAAUAUCCAGAGAACACACAAGCACUAGAUAUCCCAAGCCAUUUUUGAUGCAAAGGCAACUUAUCAGUCACCGGUGUCCUCAGUUGUGUGUGGAAAAGCCGGUGAAAGUGCCCUGGAAAAGAUCCAUAAAUAAGAUUGUUGAUGCCAGCAUGACAAAGACAAAAAACAUUUCUACUGUGAAAAAGGUGAAAUUCUCUUCAGUUGUACAAAUUCACAAGAUGAAAGCCUGGUCAUUUGCUCUUCAAGCAAGCCGCAAGGGGCCGUGGGAGGAGCAUGCUCGGGAUAGGGACCGUUUCCAGAGAAGAAUUUUGGAAACAGAGCAGGCCAUUGGACAUUGUUUCAUGCCAUCACACAGAGAUAAGUUUUUGAUCUAUCAUCAAAGCAUACUCUCUCAAUGUGUUCCAGAAAGACUUUCUAAUUUUAACUGAAACUGUGGACUAUUUUAACAACUCUGCUGUGUUGUGGACAAAUCUCUUAGAGUGGUACUGAAAAUGAAAAUGUAACAGCUGUUUUUCAUAAAUUUAGGAGACAUAUACGGUCAAAUUUGCAAAGCACAUAUAUUGCAUACGUUUUUUUUAUUUUUUUAUUUUUACAGAUAUAGAAAUAUGUCAGAUACUUGUACAUAUGUCAAAUCUAUUUCAAAAUAUUACAAAAAUUGUCAUUUUAUAUAUGUAACAUAUUUUCCAAAAUACAUACAUAUACACACACACACACAGGAGUGCAGAACUAUUAGGCAAAUGAGUAU
Silurus meridionalis is the source of this 2353-nucleotide messenger RNA. RefSeq names its product protein phosphatase 1, regulatory subunit 15B. Lineage: Eukaryota; Metazoa; Chordata; Actinopteri; Siluriformes; Siluridae. The record is from RefSeq and is a predicted model, not a curated record. Gene Ontology annotation, molecular function: protein phosphatase regulator activity. Bases 579 to 2036 code for a protein of 485 amino acids. Gene Ontology annotation, cellular component: endoplasmic reticulum; protein phosphatase type 1 complex. The transcript has 3 exons. Gene Ontology annotation, biological process: response to endoplasmic reticulum stress.